Molecule: messenger RNA, 7170 nt
Organism: Motacilla alba alba
Lineage: Eukaryota; Metazoa; Chordata; Aves; Passeriformes; Motacillidae
Gene: XRCC2
Product: X-ray repair cross complementing 2
Exons: 3
Coding region: 2927-3772 (281 amino acids)
Biological process (GO): DNA strand invasion; double-strand break repair via homologous recombination
Cellular component (GO): replication fork; centrosome; Rad51B-Rad51C-Rad51D-XRCC2 complex
Molecular function (GO): ATP-dependent DNA damage sensor activity; ATP binding; four-way junction DNA binding
Source: RefSeq, a predicted model, not a curated record
GCAUUGGAGGGGAUGCCUAAGGAAGAAGAGCUGUGCGGAAGGUUUCCUUGAAAGGUUCGGACUUGAUGAUCUUAAAGGUCUCUUCCAACUUUAUGAUUCUGUGAAUAAACAUCUUGUAAGGUGGAAUUGCUUUCCUGCUCUAUUAGGAGAAAAAAAGGUUUGAGUUUUGGGAUCUUGUGUUGUUUUAUUAGGGUUUUUUUUUUUCAUUUCUGGAUGUUUUAUUUGUUAGAAGCUUCCACUUGUGAUCAGCAACGUAAUUGCUUGGAGAUUUGUGUGUAACUAUACUGGAAAAUGCUGAAUAGUUCACAUAAAACAGAAAAGAGUGAUAAUUUUUAUUGUUAAAGCUCUGUGUGAUUUUUAGUGGGACUUGGGCUUUUAAGCCCUUUUGACACUUAAAAAAAAAAAUUAGUAGCAGAUGUCUACUGUUGGCAAAUAGACACGAAUUAGGGACAUGAGCUGUGCUCUUUGUCCAAGGGGUAAAUGCAUUUAUUUGUCCACAUGAGUGGUGCUGACAGGGAAUGCACAUGGCAUCAGCUGCCUGCAAUGGAUGGAUAUCCAACCUGGAGCAAGGGAGGAGUUGAAGACCAAUGAGUUAAGAAAAGUCAAUGUAUGAAUACAGUGUCCAGACAAAAAAUUGUAAAAGCACUUGAAACAGAAAACACUUAAUUUAAACCAAUACUUCUUUAAGUAGUCUCAUGCAUAAAGUCAGAUUUUACUGAGUUAUACUGAGACCGCAGUAUUGUGCUUUUAUUAUUGAAUACAAUUAAUACAACAAAGUAUAACUUCUUGCAAAACACCUUUGGUUUAUCACAAUAAAAGUGAUGAUAAAUAGCUUGCAUAUGUCUUCAUGCCCAAAGUUUACAAAAGCUCAAUCAGAGCGGUUGUGGUGGUUGAGAAUUAAAUUUUGUCUAGUACUCGAGAUAGCUUUGUAUGUGUAAAUAGCCUGUAGGUUAGCUCACAGCCUCUACCAGAGCUGGAGUAUUUCAUUUGAAUUUCUUUAACAUUUUAAUGAAGUAAUCUCUCAUUCCUGACAAGACCUGUGUGUGUUCUUGCAUUGAUGCACAGCUCUGUUGAAACCAACAGAGUACGAGCAUGCCACGCAUUAGUCAGUGGGACUGUCCAUAUGCAUAUUUGUUUAUUGAAAGGAAAAUAAAUUAUAAAAGGCAUAGCUGAAAUAUUUGAGUCCCAUCAGCUUUGUCAUUAAUGACAUUUAUCCCAGCUGCUGCUGAACUUUUGUUGUACAGCUUACUCUCUACACGUAACUGCACAUCUGUGCAGUUCCUUGCUGCCAUAAUUACAUUUUCAAAGAAUACCUGAGAGUGAGGAGCUACCUCGAGCAGGAUGCUAAAAGGUGGUGUUUUGUGUAAAAAAAAAGAUGAAGAGAGGCUUAUGGAGGAAGAAAUGAGCACCUACACUUUGAUUAUAGAAUCAGAAGUCUCUAAUAUGGGAUUUGAAAUUGACUUGGGAAUUUUUUCUAAGCUCUUCCCACUCCAAGGUUCUCUCCAGGGGUGCUGUCCUGCUGUGUUCUCAGGAACAUUGCCUGUGACAAAGCUUGGGACACCUGACAUCCACCCUCCAGAUUACCCUUUACAUGCUGUAGAUUCCUCCCCUUCUCAUAUUCCAGAAGAACACGUGAGGAGGCAAAAUGGGAAGGCCUCCCCUGGAACAGAGCCAAGGUGGCUCUUGCUGGAUUUGGUGCUGUCCCUGUCUGUAGUGUGGGCAGAGGUGAGGGAUGCCUGUGUAGUGUCUCAGCUUUGCUUCCAUCACUUCUGCUGCACUGUGGACAAACCUUUGUGAGAGUUGAAGGAAAAUUGUUGGCUGUUUCUGCCAGGAACCCCGUUGCUCCCAGCAUGGCACUAAUGAGGCAAGUGCCUUUGGAGAUUCUGCUUCAGAACUCGGAAGUAAAUACAAGCUUGAUAAAAACACAGGUGUGCUAUCAUCAGCAAAUUACCAUAAAUUACCUUCAUGAGCAGUGCUCAGAGAAAGCACCUGUAGUUAUUUAAAAUUAAUACAUAAACUUGUCAUUUAAAUAACGAUAUUCAUACUUAAACCAUAGUGAUCAAUUUACUCUCAGUAAACUUAAAGAGUUGAUAGUCUAACAGGACACAGGGGCUCACCAUUGAAGAAAAAAUAAACUGCAGAGGAUAUAUGUGUUAAUGCACAAAUUAAUUUAGGAACAGGGGGCUGCAGCAAUGUGUUUAGGCCAGCAGCAGUUGUGACUGCUGGCCCCAGCAGUGCCCAUCAUUAAGCCCCUGUUAUCCCUGUGUGCUGCAGCAGUGCUUCCUCUGCUGAGAAGUGAAGAGCAUCAGAAAGCAGCAGCCUGUGGUGGUUUUCCUUUUCCCCUCAACUUCCACUGCUGACAAAGGGCUGAGAGAUUCCUGGUUCUUCUCCCCAGUGGGUGCAGCCUCUCCUCGCUGGUGGCCAGGCCUGGCAGCAGAAGAGCUGCACAUGCAGGGUCUGCCAAGGCCCUCUUGGUAGUUGAGACCUGCUGGUUUAUGUGCCCCAAGUUAAGUUCCUGGAUUUUUGUGUACGUAUGGCCAUGUGGAUUUUUGCUUUGUCCAGAUCAUGGAACCCUGCUGGUUCCCAGGAGUUCACCAUGUGUUUUGUGCUGCACAAAUGUGUGAAGUGUAAUGGGAGGAUCUGCUGAUCCAGAGCAAGGUCAAUUUGAGUGUUUUUUUGGCCCUUCAGAGGACAAGUCGGAAAACUCUCCUGGAUAGGUGUGAAGAGGCCAAGGCAAACACAUUGACAUUUUGUUAAUGGAAGGGACUCUUAAAAUGUCAAGGAAAAUGUCACACUUAGAUUCCCAUUGUGACCACUUGAAGCAAAUUCAGGACCAUUUAAUGGAGUUUUAUUUUACUCUUAAAGGCAAACACACACAUACAACUGUUUAAAGAACUUUUAAGAUCAUUCAGAGCAAGUGUUGCUCAUGGAUAUGACAAGGAGGAAAGCAAGAGAAGGCAGCAGUUGUUUGAAGCUGCUUGCACGACUUGAGGGCAGAAGUUCUCUGAAGAAUCUCGAACCUUGUCUGUUUGCUGAGGAAGGAUCUCCUCUUCAUGGAGAUGUUAUCGAAUUCCAUGGCCCAGAAGGGACAGGAAAAACAGAAAUGCUUUAUCACCUGCUAGCCCGCUGCAUCAUUCCCAAAGCACAGGGAGGAUUGGAAGUAGAAGUCAUGUUUGUUGACACCGAUUACCAUUUCGAUAUGCUCCGGCUGGUCACCAUUCUUGAGAGCAGACUGGCACAAGGGACAGAAGAAACUAUAAAGCAGUGCCUGGGAAGGCUCUUCCUUGUCAGCUGCAGUAGUAGCACUCAGUUACUCCUCACUCUCUACUCUCUAGAAAACCUGUUCUGCGCUCACCCCUCGCUCUGUGUUUUGCUUUUAGACAGUUUAUCAGCUUUCUAUUGGAUAGACAGAAGCAAUGGAGGGGAGAGUCUUACCUUGCAGGAGAUGAACCUGAAGAAAUGUGCUAACUUCCUUGAAAAGCUUGUGACACAGCACCACUUGAUCCUCUUUGCAACAACACAGACACUAAUGCAGAAAUCUGCAAACUCUACAGAAAGCUUUUUACCUUUAAAACUUCCACAUGAAACUGAUACAGACUACAGACCGUAUCUCUGUAAAUCGUGGCAGCAAAUGGUAACUCACAGGAUGUUUUUCUCUAAGCAGUGCAAUUCUGGCAACAGCAAAGGUUUUACUGUAGUUUCUUGCCACCUCAAAAGAAACCAGAUAGUAAAACGUUCGUUUAGUGUUGCAGAAUGUGGGGUUCAGUUUUAACAUCAGUUUAUCUUGUAAACAUUUAUCAAAUCCUGGGGCUUAAGGCCUGAUUAGGCCUAAGUACCUUCUCAUAACUUUUCAACUCACUGGUUUUUGCUGGUUGAUUAAUAAUUGUUGUCGCCAUUUUCUUGAAAUUCAGUGAAGGGCAGGGAAUGGUAACAUUUUUUAAUUACUUCAUCAACUUUAUCCAAACUGUAGAGGACUGUUGACAUGACUUGUUUGUGCUUAAUCAAGAAAAUAGUAACCAAAGACACAUUAAAGUCCUGGUAUCCUUCAGCAGUCUAACCAAAUGCCUGUUGGAAUUUCUGGGUCUUGCUCUUUACACUCCUCUUCCAAGCUCCAGAAGUAGGAGCCUACUUGUCUGUGGCAGAGGUUGCAAAGAGGCCAGAGUUCACACUUUAUAAACAUUGGCCUUGGUUUAUUCCCUGUAGCUUUGGGCGUAAGAAAUGCCAAUUGUGCCUGAAGAAGAGGAUUCAUUUCCACAGCCUGUUAAAUAGUGGUGAUCCUGACUGUGCUGCUUCUCCUGGCUCUCAGCCUCUCCAUUUACAUUAGCGGGUGCUCAGAGGAGCAGGGAUUGCAGGUGUUCUGACCCUUACAAAUGUCUGGCAUUGAAAAACCUGGUUUCCAUAACUGAAGGACAAGUAAAGACCCAGCUCUGGGUACAUGUGAAUUUGUGCUGCAUGCGGCAAACAGUUCAGGUUUUGAAAAUAACUAAGUGCAAGUUACGGGUUAUUUUGGGAGGGGAGGCUGGUUUUUUGUUGUUUUUCAUUUUUUAAAGUGAUGCACAGACUUUUUUCAUAAGUCAUUUUUUCAUCAUUUUUGCCCUUCCUCGUUAUUCCUUUCCACUUCUUUCCCUUCCCUAGUCUCUCUAAGAAAUCCAGGAAUGCCAUGCCUCUGGUCUUUACCAAUAUGUAUUUGCCACAUGUGUGCAGGAUUUGGCAUGUAACAUGUUGCAAUUCUGGCAAAGAAGAUUCAGAACUUACAGGAAAUGCCCUACAGUUCUGGCAAAGAACACCACAUUAUUUAUGAACCUAGAGUGCCCUUUGAAAGCUUCAAAGUACUUUACAAGAAAGAAAAUUGCACACAGUACAUUAUUUAAUACAAAAACUUACAUUAGCUUACAAAUUCAAAUUACUCAAACAAGGGGGAAAUACUUCUCACAGCGAUGUUUGUUCAGUCAUGUUGCACAGCACGUUUUAUAGUUUAGAUUGAAGAGAUUAUCAACAAAAAUGCAUAUUAAGAAGUAGUAUCUAGCUCAGUAUCUUUUUGAGGAAGAUGCCUAAAAAACUCUGUUGUGAGACACCUUUGAAUUUCCUGACUUCUGAAGCAGCUUUUUCAAGCUGAAUGUAUGUCUGGAAUCCCAGCUUUGUAUAGUUCAGUUACCCUCUUGAGUUCCACUGUGUCUGUUCACAAUGAGUUCAGUUUAAUUAUUCUUUCUGUGGGAAAACUUCCUUUUUUCCCUUCUCAUUUUAAACCUUCCAUCUGAUCACUUUUUCACACCAUCAGUUCUUUGACACAUCAGCAAACUUUGCCUUUUCAUCAUCUCCCCAGAGCUGAUGAUUUUAUAGACUGUCACUUCAUUUGUGCUUUCUCAUCCAUCAGCACCAAUAUGUAUUUUAUUUCAAAGCCUGCAUAAGUACACAAAUGCACGAAAAAAUAUAUAAAAACCAUUCAGCCUAGAGUGGACCCAAGUUAGAUAGUUUACCAUGAGUAGACACUUCCAUUAUGAAUUAUGAUAAAGGGAGUUAUUGAAUUUUUUUGUAAAAAAGAAUGGGAAGUUUCAAGUACAACUUGAGAACUUUAAAAUCUGAAAAUUCUAGGACUAUGUAACUUCUACUAGAAAAAAGUAAAAAACAAGCAGCUCCCCUUUCCAAUGGAGAAUACAACUCCACUGAUGAUUAACUUCUUCAUAAAAUCAUACUUGCUAAAGACUAUGCUAGAGAAAAAAAACAAUGGCUAUGUUCUGGCAUUCCCAUCUGGAAAAAAAAGCUUUUAUAUUCUUCACAAUGUAGUUUGUAUUUUGCAUUGUAGUAUAAAAGAAAUGCCUAAAUUGAAAUGAAGCCAAAGUUCUAGUUCAUCAAAAAGAGCACCUCAGGAAAUUUUGAAAUUUCCCAGUUUUAUUUUUACUUUGAAUGCAGACAGAUUUUUUUAAUUCUCUGGUAAUUGUAAUAUUCAUGCUUUGCACAUUUGUUUUAGCUGUAUAGCAAGUCUGGAUUUCUGAGGUGCUAAGCAUCUGCAUAUCCCUGUAAUGCUUCAGGAAGGAGAGGCAGCACAUAAUCUGGGAGUUCACUGACCUCAUCCUCUGCCAAAAUUAUGCCAUUUGGAAAAAUGAACCUCUAGGAUACAAGUCUCAGAAAGAUGCAGUGAUAAAGAACGUGGAAAGCAUCAAUUUUGUUUGUACCUUAAUGCUCUGUGAGUAUUGAACAUGGGGUUUGCCAUUUUUUAAGUGGAGAAUUUUCCAAAUGUUGUACCAAUUGUAGUUAUUGGAGACUACAGUCCAUCCUUGUGAGCCAGGAACAGUGUAUGAAAUGUAGCAUUAUACCUGGAAUAUUCUGUUUAAUGCAGAUCCUCCUCUUUCACCCAGACCUGAGGUACCACCCUGUCUCCAGCCCACUGUCUCACCUGGGUUGCCCUGAGCUGCUGCAGCUCAGUCUCCCAGGGAGGAAGCACAUUUUGGGUUAGUAGGUCUGGUUUAAAUCAGCCCUGCAGAAGAGCAUGGAAUACAUGUAUUCCUGAGCUCUGAUUUAAGGUAUUUCUUAGACAUGAAAAUCCUUUCAUGUCAGUGCCAUUGUUCUUCAGCUCAGGGUGGUAUUAUUAUGCUUUUGUAGACACAGGAACUUUUUACAUUCCUUAGAAUUUUGUUUGUUGUUUCAUAUGAAACAUGGAAUUAAAGCAGCAAGCUUGAAAUAAAGAGGAACUAGUUCACCCUUUCCCCCAUUCUUUUCAUAACGAGAGGGCUUCUUAGCAAAACCAAAUUAAGGUAUUUUGCAGGUUUUAUAUUUAUUUUCCACUAUACUGGUAUUUCUAUGGACACCUGGAAAGAAAAUGUUGAGUUUUACAUUCAGUUAAAAGUUCUUUAUAUUCCCAGGCUUUUUAUCGAGCAAAUAAAAUACAAAUAACAGUUUGCUUGGUUUAAGUUUGCACUUGCACAUAAAAUUCAAGUUUCCUUUUUCUUAUAUAACUAAUCUCAGAAACUUAAUUUUUCCCGGAGUUUGGAAAUGGCAGAAGAUAAAUGUUCUCCUGUGGAAACAUAACUGCAAUGGUAAUUUUGCUGGAGAGUAAUGGACAGAGGAAGAAGAAAUACCACUUUGAUGGCAGCUGGAUAGAAGCCAUCUGUGUCUGAAGAGGAACAUGACUUUUUACUUUUCUGUGGCUGCUCUAAUAAAAUGUCUCUUGAA